Gasterosteus aculeatus aculeatus (three-spined stickleback) is the source of this 4160-nucleotide messenger RNA. It is a transcript of the gene htr1b, whose product is annotated as 5-hydroxytryptamine (serotonin) receptor 1B. The record is from RefSeq and is a predicted model, not a curated record. Gene Ontology annotation, molecular function: G protein-coupled serotonin receptor activity. Gene Ontology annotation, cellular component: plasma membrane. Lineage: Eukaryota; Metazoa; Chordata; Actinopteri; Perciformes; Gasterosteidae. Gene Ontology annotation, biological process: adenylate cyclase-activating adrenergic receptor signaling pathway; positive regulation of MAPK cascade.
AGAAAAGCCAUUAUUUUGGGGGCAUGCACAGUGACAGAUGAGAGUCACUGGGCACUAUGACCCAGCAGAUAGCCUCCUGUUAGAGAGAGAGAGAGAGAGAGAGAGAGAGAGAGAGAGACCAGGCUGUGAUGGUGAGUGCUGCUCGUUGAUGUCACAGUGUGUAUAAAAGUGAGACUUUGGGUUGGCUCACCAUUCAACCACAGGGGGUCUGGGGGAAAAGCGCUCUGGAAAACAUCUGCCCUACACGCGGAUUAUCUGUGACAUCCCCCCCCCUCCCCAGAUGUUGGGACAUCAGAACGCUCUGCGCAUCCCCCUUUUCGUCUCGCGUUUUGUUUUACAACGUCUGAGAAGUUUUCUUUUUAUGGCUACAACAAGGAAAAGUUUGAAUGGCGAGGGAUGGAUAUUCGCCUCCACAAUUUGCCACCUGCGCAUUCAAACCUGAAGUAGAAGGAAACAUGAGAUUGAGAGGAAUCACUGUUAGGAAUCAGACUGAAUACGCCACCUAACUGGGUCGGAUGGCACGCUCAAGGAGACGUCCGUUGGGAGAAAGGACGCCCUAAAAGUCAAGACAUCGCGGAAGGAAACCUCAAAGUAUGACAUAAAAGUGAUGGAGCGCUCCGGUCAAGUCGAGCCGACUCCGCCGGUGAACGCCACGAACGGCACCGCGGCCUCUUCGCUUGUGCCCGUGAGCGCGGAGAGUCUCGCCGCUCAGCUCAGCCUGGCGGUGAUUCUCUCCGUCUUCACACUCGCCACCACUUCAUCUAACGCGUUCGUCAUCGCGACAAUCUCCCAGUCGAAGAAACUGCAAACCCCUGCGAACUUUCUGAUCGCCUCUCUGGCCGUCACCGACCUGCUGGUGUCCAUUCUGGUGAUGCCCAUCUGCGUCCUCUACACGGUCAUCCACACCUGGACGCUGGGGCAAAUUGUGUGCGACAUCUGGCUCUCCUCAGACAUAACGUGCUGCACGGCGUCCAUCCUGCACCUGUGCGUAAUCGCGCUGGACAGGUACUGGGCCAUCACGGACGCGGUGGAGUACUCCAAAAAGCGCACGCCGGGGCGCGCAGCGGCGAUGGUGGCCACGGCCUGGGUCAUCGCCAUCUCCAUCUCCCUGCCGCCGCUCUUCUGGCGGCAGGUGAAGGCGGACGAGCUGACGAGCUGCAACGUCAACACGGAUCACAUUUUCUACACCAUCUACUCCACCUUCGGGGCUUUCUACAUCCCCACGCUGCUGCUCAUCGUGCUCUACGGACGGAUUUACGUCGAGGCCCGGAAGCGGAUCCUGAAGCAGUCGCCCAAGAAGUUGGGGGGGAAGAGGCUCACCUCGGCGCACCUGGUCACCAACUCGCCCGGGUCCGUGGCGUCCACGACCUCCCUGCAGUGCGCGAGACACGACACGCCGUCCAGCGACACGGGGUCUUCGACCAGCGAGAACCACGUGAAAGUGACCGUGUCCGACGCGCUGUUGGACAAAAAGCGCAUCUCGGCAGCCAGAGAGAGGAAGGCGACCAAGACGUUGGGCAUAAUCCUCGGUGCUUACAUCGUUUGCUGGCUGCCGUUUUUCAUUUACACAUUGGUGGUGGCCACCUGUGACACGUGUUUUAAUCCCGAACUGUUUGACUUUUUCACCUGGUUGGGGUAUCUGAACUCGCUCAUAAACCCGAUCAUAUACACAAUGUCCAAUGAGGACUUCAAGAAAGCUUUCCAUAAACUUGUGCGCUUCAGAUGCUGCCGGUCGUAAAUGUUGCUCAUGUGUGUUUUUGGAUAUGGAUUUCUGAAAAAGUACGAGAGUAUAAAAUAGUAAGAGUGCAACACACGCUAUAGUUGUUUGGGACUCGUGGACAAAUAAGAUGUGCAAGAAAAAGUUACAAAAUAAAUCAAAGUUUAGUCAUUGGUUAAGAUUUAAAAUCACAACCGUUAAAGAAUACAUUAACCUUUAUUCCCGUGGAUUUAAAACUCAAACCAAGUGAGACACAAAAAAGGUUUCAUUAGAACAAGAUUUUAUUUUGAAAGAUGGAGAAGAAAUCCAACUUUAUGCCCCUUUAUAAAAUCAUUAACAUGUGCCAUAAAAAAAUCCUAUUUGUAAGCAAUGUGAUAGGUUGUAGGAUUUCUUUGUGGAUGGUAUUUACGUGUACAUAUUCCACACAAAGACUUAAUGCGAGUAACAGCUCAGAUCAUAAACAUCAUAUGCAGAAUAUAUUUUUUGAAAACCGCAACUUUUUUCUCGUUACGUGUUAAAAUACGGUAGAUUCCUUUUGAAAAAUCUCAUAAAUAUAUCCGUGUAUUAUGAUAAAUUAUACCAGUAGGAUACAUUUUUAUUAUGCUGCUAGCUGCCACUCUGACUGAAUCACCUUUUGUUGUAAGGCACAGUUGAAAAAAAAGAGAAAGGAAUCGUAUCAGUGUCAAACAAAGAAACUGCAGCAGAUAUUUACACAGCAGUGCUGAAAGCUGAUCAUAACUUCAAUUUUGCUGAACAAACAUCACCGUGGUUUACUGUAUGUGCGUCUGUUUGCUGCUACAUUCAGUCUGUAUCUACAGCGUGUCAUGUUCAUGUGGGAAACAGUUUCCUCGCUCUAUAGAUACCGCAGAGCUCCAAAAACAAUUGAGGGUUUGUCCGCGUUAAAUGAAAUCAAAGUAUGUUUUGCUCAAUGAAUUUAACAUUCAGAUAAGCUGUGCAAUAAAGGCUUAAAGUAUUUAUUUUGUUCUAGAAGUGGGAGAUUAAAUCUAGUUCAAAACUUAUUGAAAAUCCUCAGUGAGAAUAUUUCUAUCAUUACUGACACAUGAUAUUUGUUGAGUGCACUUGUGGUAUUACCAUGAAAUGAAAUGAGACUGCAGAUCAAUGCUCCCAUCACCAUGAUGUCCAAAUGAAUUCCAGCAACCUCUCGAGGCCCCGGCAGAACGUGACGGAGCAUUAAGCAGUGCACAUUCAUUUUGAUGAAUCCGCGUCAAUUCACACGUGUUACUCUUGACGUUGCUCUCUAAUGUCAGGGUCGCUUCUGCCUGAGCUUCUCAAGGUUUGCGCUCGCCACCAUCUUCCGGCCCUCUCAGUGUCUCUGCUUCCUUCCAAGAGGAGGACGCAGUUUGCCUGGUGAACGAUAAGUCACGAGAGGCCGCGCUCUUCGGGUGCACUUCACAGAAGAGGCCAACACACGUGCAAACACGUACGCUUUCCAUGUCUGGGUGUUCGAAGCGUUGAUUGGAUUCUCUGCAGCAGUUGAUAACAUGUCAAGAGACAUGACAAAAGUAAAUCUGAUAUUUAAAAUUCAAGUAUAUUAUCGGGAGUAUUGGACAACAAGUGUUUGCAAGCCCUUUUGGAUUCAGAGUCACAAGUUAAAACUACUUGAAGAUCAUCCAAGUAUAUAAGUAUGUAAACAGGAGAUCCUAAAAAAGAAUGAUUAAUCCUAUGUUUAAUUAACUGCGUAAAGAACGGUUUAUUAUUGGGAAAAGUAUUUGUCGAGGCUCACAAGAAACAGCUUCCCUUCAAUGACACUAGAUAACAAUGAGAAAAAUCUUCAAUUUACAGCCAACCGACAAAAGUGAAUCCAAAAGGGCCCAAGAACAAAAGAGGGACACGUUUCACGGCUCGGGUUUGAUUCCUGAUCUGUAAGCAAACCAAAUAGGACAAAUUAGUUGUGCAUGUUAUUCCCAUUCAAAAGAAGGGGAAAAAAGGAAAAAUGGGCACCAUGUUGAGGUCAGAGAUCAAGUUAGUCAGUGGCUCCAUUGGUUGUCUGUUUUAAAACUGUAAGCUUACACGCUGCUCUACCUAUCAGGGCCCACGGGUGCAGCUUUGUUUUUGACAAAUGCAUUAAUAAACCUUAACAUAUGCUUACAACUGUAGAAUAAAGCAUCUAUUUAAAGUUUAUACUGUUUAUGAAAGAUCGAUGAAUGCUCUUUUUGUCAUUUCUUUGGGACUUUGCAAGUUUUAUCUGUGCAUGGUGAAUUGUUUUGGCUUAUUGGAUGAUGUCUUGUAUCCGUCAAUGUCUUAAUUGAAGGUGUAGCUGCCGGUCUCAAGCUUUUUAUUUGAUUCUUAUUGUUCACGUGGGUGUUUAUCUGACAAAGACUUUGUAGAUUCAAACGUUGCAUUAAAUGAGUACUCUACUGAUCCACCAUUGCACUUCCAUAUCUUCGUUGGAUUAACAAUAAACACUCAAUGUCCCACAUUU